Alligator sinensis (Chinese alligator) is the source of this 4913-nucleotide messenger RNA. It is a transcript of the gene KATNA1, whose product is annotated as katanin catalytic subunit A1. Gene Ontology annotation, molecular function: ATP hydrolysis activity; microtubule severing ATPase activity; microtubule binding. The transcript is spliced from 11 exons. Lineage: Eukaryota; Metazoa; Chordata; Crocodylia; Alligatoridae. The record is from RefSeq and is a predicted model, not a curated record. Gene Ontology annotation, cellular component: microtubule cytoskeleton. Gene Ontology annotation, biological process: microtubule severing. The coding region runs from base 104 to 1579 and encodes 491 amino acids.
CGGAGGGACGGGGGCUGUAGUGCGCAGGCGCGCGGGCCAGCGAGCUGAGGUCGGGCCAGCCGAGCAGUUGCGGAGACGCGCGAGCGGGCCGUUUACGUUGAGCAUGAGUCUUGUUAUGAUCAGUGAGAAUGUAAAGCUGGCCCGUGAAUAUGCCUUACUAGGGAGCUAUGAUACUGCAAUGGUCUACUACCAGGGAGUUCUCGACCAAAUGAACAAGUACCUCUACUCUGUCCGAGAUACGUGUCUUCAGCAGAAAUGGCAACAGGUUUGGCAGGAGAUAAGUGUGGAAGCUAAGCAUGUGAAGGAUAUCAUGAAAACAUUAGAGAGUUUUAAACUAGACAGUACUCCCUUGAAAGCUUCACAACAAGAAUUACCAGCUCACGAUGCAGAAGUCUGGUCCUUGCCAGUACCUGCUGAUCGUAGACCUUCACCAGGACCAAGAAAACGUCAGUCCGCUCCAUGCAAUGAUUGCAGAGGUCACAAUAACCGUGCAAGUGCAGCAGUGAGGGGCCCUCACCGUCCUUCUCGAAAUCCUAAUGAUAAAGGGAAAGCAGUCCGGGGCCGAGAAAAGAAGGAUCAACAAAUCAAAGGAAAAGAGGAAAAGAACAAAUCCUCUUCUGAUAUUUCAGAAUCUGAGCCAAAGAGAUUUGAUGGUACAGGAUAUGAUAAAGAUUUAGUAGAGGCUCUGGAAAGAGAUAUAAUUUCUCAAAAUCCCAAUGUGCGAUGGGAUGAUAUAGCUGACUUAGUAGAGGCCAAAAAAUUGCUCAAGGAAGCUGUUGUCUUGCCAAUGUGGAUGCCAGAAUUCUUUAAAGGCAUUAGGAGACCAUGGAAGGGUGUACUGAUGGUUGGUCCACCCGGUACUGGAAAGACCCUCCUUGCAAAAGCUGUAGCUACUGAAUGCAAGACAACAUUUUUCAAUGUCUCUUCAUCAACACUAACCUCAAAAUACAGAGGAGAAUCUGAGAAACUUGUUCGCCUGCUGUUUGAAAUGGCUCGGUUUUAUGCACCAACAACUAUAUUUAUUGACGAGAUAGACUCUAUCUGUAGUCGCAGAGGAACCUCAGAAGAGCAUGAAGCCAGCCGUCGGGUGAAGGCAGAACUGCUGGUUCAAAUGGAUGGUGUUGGAGGGGCAUCUGAAAAUGAUGAUCCUUCCAAGAUGGUUAUGGUACUAGCUGCUACUAAUUUUCCUUGGGAUAUUGAUGAGGCCCUAAGACGAAGACUAGAAAAGAGAAUUUACAUUCCUUUACCAUCAGCAAAAGGCAGAGAGGAACUUUUACGAAUAAACCUGCGAGAGCUUGAAUUGGCUGAUGAUGUUGACCUUGAAAAUAUUGCUGAGAAAAUGGAAGGUUAUUCUGGCGCAGAUAUCACCAAUGUAUGCAGAGAUGCAUCAUUGAUGGCUAUGAGAAGGCGUAUUGAAGGCUUGACACCGGAAGAAAUCAGAAAUCUUUCCAGAGAUGAAAUGCACAUGCCUACAACUAUGGAGGAUUUUGAAAUGGCUUUGAAAAAGGUUUCUAAAUCAGUAUCUGCUGCAGACAUUGAGAAAUAUGAGAAAUGGAUAGUUGAAUUUGGAUCAUGCUAAGACCUCUUAACCAAACUUACUUUGAGAAACCUGCCUUAAGUCUUAAAACAGCUUCAGAAGUGAUGAAAAGUAGUUCCAAUGCACUGAGUGCUAUUUUUUAAUUUUUGUAAUUAUUAAGAGUAACAUGAUUCUAAAUAAAAUAAUUUUUUAAACUGCAGGUUACCUCUGCCUCUUGAAUUAACUCAGACCAGUCCUCCUUUGCCUAUCUGUUAAUGUUAAUCAAAUGCAGUAGUGGGACUUGUUCGCUCUGCAUUUAGGACAGAAGCUGGCUUUAUGUGAUCGUUUAAAUUUAGAUUCUUGCUGUUGACUGAGAUGGAAACUCCAGUUCCAACAGAGUUGCCAAUCCAUAACAGAGGCAGGAAUGUUAAUAAGAAUUUUUGCAUCUGGUAGUCUUGAUGCAGUUUUAUUAAGCUACUAACAGUUAAUUAAUUCAACCCAAGCUGGAGAGGUAGGAAUAGACCUGAUUUUAGGUUAUACGGAUAACCAUUUUUCAGCAUAUACUAUAUGACUGAAAUCCAUUUACUACUAUGGCCAUUGGCCAACGUUGUCACAUAUGCAGUCUCAUUUUAUAGAGUGGAUGUAGAAGUGCUAGCAUGCAAAAGGAACAAGCAGUAGUGCUGUGAGAAGAAAGAACUGCAGCAAACUAGUGAAAAAAGAGGCAUAAGUAGGAAAAUCAGGCUGUCACUAGAAAGAGCUGGAGGCUGCGUUCCUGUGGCCCUCAUGGUUACCCAGCAGUACCAUUGCUGUGGUGAAUUAUUUAAGGGGGCACUGAGGGAAAUGCUGACUCUACAAAGAGCUCUUCAGUACUUGGACCCUGACCUAGGCAAGACCUAAGAUGCAAUAAUAUACCUAGUUGAACUCCUGUCAUAAUUCAUUACCUUCAUGAUGCCCAAAGUCCCACCCUUCCCAUUUCAGAAAGGUGGUUGGAUAAACUGCAGGUAGAGAAAGGUAUUGCCUUUUGAAGUAGCCAGUUUAAACAUGAGUUGCCAGUAGCCUGAAAGAAUUGGGUAGCUGGCAGGUUUUGGCAGUAAGGUACAAUUCUGGCUAACCAGUCAGCUUAUUGUAAACUGACCCAAUAUUUCAACUGACACGACACAGAAAUGGAAAGGGCAUCAAUGACCCAGUCCCUGCACUAGUAAUGUUGCAGUGUUGUAGCUAUUUUUGUAAAGCAUAAAUAAACCAAAACACUUGUUCAGUUCAGUACUUAGAAUGAGGUGGACACUAAUAGUGCCAGCUCAAGGAGGGCUGCUCUGCUUUUUCUUGGCUAUGAUAAUAGACAGCAGUGACACCACUAUGAUUCCCUGCAGACUUGAGUACAAAUGUCCUGUUUUGUCCUUUGGCACAGAUGACAAAACCAAAGGAGGUGCUUUGAUCCUUUCCAACAUUUCUCACAUGGGUGAGCUUGUUUUAUGUGCUGCAGUUAGGACAUCCUCCUCUAUCAUGCUAAGCGUUGUUGGCACCAACACAAAACAGUUGCUUUUUCAGUCUGUUGUCCUUUGGAGAGCUAUCAGCCGUAACAAGCAUCUUGAAUGGAUUUCACAAUAUUCACUGUAACACCCUGCCACUCAGCUUGAGAAACGCAUGCUGAAGCUGCAGUGGUCCUUAUAACAAGUCUGAGCCUUCUGAGUUUUUCAGUGAAAACUUCCAAAAAAAAUAUUUUUGCCUUUUCCCUUUAAAUGUAAGUGUACUAGUGACCUAGUACCACCGCAGGAAUAAUUCAGUGGUUCUAGGAUUGCACGUGUUAUUGACAGUUCUCUUAAAAUCCCAGCCACACUGCAGUUUUUUUUCCCCUCAUCCUGUGUCUGGAGAACAACUCAAAUUACACUUACUGACCCACAACACUUGCCACCAUCUGUUCUAUUUUUCAUUCAUUAGCAAGUUAGUUGUUACAGCUAUGUAGUUAUAUUCAAUCACUUUGGGGCCUUAAAAAACCAGCACCCCUCCCAAAUUUGCAAUGUAUUUUCAAAUAAUUUAAGUUAGACUAAAGCCAUGAGUGAAACAGUAAUUUUAAAGUCUCCCUGAGGCUGUGCUCUUGUGUCCUUCCUCCGCUAAUAUGUAAAACAUGCACUACUAAAAAAAAGGGAACAUCUGCCUCAUUGACAUCAACCUGCAUAUAAGGCAUUGCCAGCACUCAGUCUGGAAAACUAUUAUUCUUGCAGCUGUUCAGCUGAUGGUUAAAUUUCCAGGUGUCUAGUAUAGCUUUCUGAGUGGGGAAAGUAAAAGGUAGACCAGCUUCCCCAGAAUCACUCUGGAGAAGCUGUCCACCUACAUCAAAAUAUUUUGUCCUGGAAAGAUCUGCUGCUCUUCAAUACAUAAUGUUCAGAUCUUUUCAUUUUGAACCAGUUAGUGAGCAAUGCCUGGAUGAUGUACCAAUACAUCAUAAAAAAAAUUGUGACCCUCCCACCUCAUUUAAUAACUUAAAAGAGAGAACUGGAAUGUCACGCCUACACCAGGCCAUACUCCUAUGUGGCUAGGUAUGCUUUAUAUCUUUGUAUCUUGGGUAAUACAUCCUCCUUAUUACGUUUUCCAGUGUGUGAAGUGCAGCAAGGCAGACGAUGGUUUUGGGGCUAACAACCCUGUAUGGUAUCUCUUCCUAAUGCACUCUCUCUGUGGGAAUGUAUGGCACUGAUAGAGGCAGCCACCUCUCUAUGAACUGUCACUACUGCGGUGUCAGCAGUUUUACUGGUUAAAACUCCCCUGUAGGCAUGGCCUUACCGUUCUUCUAAGAAAUGUGCAAGGAAUAUAUAUUGCCCUAGUUCAUAGCAUUUUUUUAAACAGGACUAGGCGGUCCAAGUGUUCAAAGACCUAGUACUCCAUUCAAUGCAAGAAGCUGCCCUUUUGAUCUUAAGUCAUGACACUGUAGCAAAGAUGGGUAUUUAUUUCCCCACCACCACCCCUUUGUAACAAAUAAUUUUAUUAGUUGGAAUAGCAAGGCCGAAACUAGAUUACAAUUUGUUUUUUUCCUUCAGCUAACAUGUUCUGCAAACUGUUGUUUUCUUUAGCUACAUUCAUUUUAGAACUUCCACAAGCCACAUCGUUUAUUAAACAAUUUAAAUGUUAAUUUAUUUGAAAACUCAUGGCAAUACAAAUUAGUCUGGGAAAACUGAGCCUCCACUCAGUACAGUUAAACCAGUCUUUUAAAGAUAUUUUGCUCUUCUUGCUGAGAAAAUUUACAUGGUACUGCAGUCCAUGAUAUACAAAAGAGCACACUAAACCUGCCACACAAGUUUAAAAGUGCUAUCAAUUUUUAGUGGAGCAGGGGCCUCAUACAAAAUUGAGUGUUGAAUAAAGUGCUUGAAAUACCAAAUUGCCUUUCAGUUUUGUCUUGCAUACA